CAAUGGCCGAGGAGAGCGUGGACUCCGUGGCGCUCAACAUAGACGAUCCCAUAUUGGGCCAGCGGUUAACAUUGAGCUUCCGUAACAUUUGUUAUCGCCGCAAGGAUGGCAAACGGUGCAAGGACAUUCUCAAGAACGUGUCCGGGACGUUCCAACCUGGCCGCUUGGUGGCGGUUCUGGGGCCAUCCGGGGCAGGCAAGUCGUCGCUGUUGGGCAUCAUCUCCGGAAUGAAACAAUCCGGAGUAAUCGGAACGCUCGAAGUGAACGGCACCAUCCUCGACCGGAGAAAGUACCGGCAGCAGUGUGUCUACAUUCCGCAAGAUUUCGACCUUAUCGAGCAUCUGACCGUGCUGGAAACGAUGAGCUUUGCGGCCGACCUGAAAAUGCCCUCGCAUGGCCGGUCGGAGAUGGUGCGCAAGAAGAAGGUAAACGAUAUCCUUCGUGUCCUGGGACUGGACUCGAGCAUGCAGACGCUGGUAAAAAGUUUGUCCGGCGGCGAGAAGAAGCGCCUAUCGAUCGGCAUCGAAAUGGUAUGCAAUCCCCCGAUCAUCCUGCUCGACGAGCCGACGAGCGGAUUGGACAGUGUUUCGGCGAUGCAGCUACUGCGCUACGUGAAGACACUGUCCGAUGAGGGCCGUACCGUGGCAUGCGUAAUCCAUCAGCCGUCAUCGAGCCUGUUCGGUCUGUUCGACGAUCUGUAUCUGCUGUCCGGUGGAAAUUGUAUCUACCACGGGCCGGUCGAUGCAAUGGUCAGCACCUUCAGGGAGACAGGCUUCCACUGUCCGAGGUACUACAACCGAGCAGACUUUGCUCUUGAGGUGGCUUCCAAAUCUUCCAAAGAGUUGGACUAUCUGGCGCUGAGAUACAGUAAACAAGCAGCUGCGGCCCGGAAGACAUCCCGGCAGGACAUCAUCGCUGAUCAGGAUUGCUUGGAUUUGGUGGUGCAGAACGAGGACGCUGUCGUAGCCCGACCCGUCACGACGGGGUUGCGCUACCAAAUUCCGCAGUGGAAGCAGUUUUUCAUUCUUCUGCGACGAUCGUUGCGAGUCACUUCGCGUGAUUUUUUUUUCGCCCAACUACGCGUGAUCGCACACGCGCUGGUGGGUUUUCUGCUGGGUGUCGUCUUUUACCAGUGCGGAGAGGAUGCGUCCCAAGUGAUGACGAACGGCGCCAGUUUGUUCUUCUUUCAAAUGUUCAUCUUCUUCGGCAACGCCAUGCCAUGUGUUAUCACCUUUCCACUCGAGGCGAAAGUAUUCAUCCGCGAGCGACUCAACAAUUGGUACUCACUCGAAGCGUACUACCUUUCCAAGAUAUUCGCCGACCUGCCGCUGCAGAUCAUCUGUCCGACGCUGUUCCUGGCGAUCGCCUACAGCAUGACGGGCCAACCGCUCGAGUGGGAACGCUUCGCGAUGACUUGGCUCGUGGUCUUGCUGCUGGGGAUGUGCGCCCAAACGAUCGGGUUGCUGUCGGGAGCGGCCUUCGACGUACAGAUGGCGACCUUCUUCGUACCCUGCUUCACCAUUCCAUCGCUCCUGUUUUCGGGCUUCUUUGUGAAGUCCUUUGAAAUGCCCGAGUUCCUGCAGCCGGUUGUGUACACUUCCUUCUUCCGGUACAGCUUCCAGGGCUCGUUGCAGGCGAUCUACGGCAACAACCGGACCAACUUUCCCUGCUCGGAGAUCGUGUGCUACUUCAAUAGGCCGAGCAAGUUUCUCAAAUUCAUGGACACUCCGGAGACCGGGUACUGGGAUAACGUGGCCGUGCUCGGCGGGUUCAUAGUGCUAUUCCAAAUCGUUCUCUACAUUGUACUGCGGCACCGCUUGAAGGUGUACCAGUGA
Molecule: messenger RNA, 1835 nt
Organism: Anopheles cruzii
Lineage: Eukaryota; Metazoa; Arthropoda; Insecta; Diptera; Culicidae
Product: ATP-binding cassette sub-family G member 4-like
Exons: 5
Coding region: 3-1835 (610 amino acids)
Cellular component (GO): plasma membrane
Molecular function (GO): ABC-type transporter activity; ATP hydrolysis activity; ATP binding
Source: RefSeq, a predicted model, not a curated record